ACAAGUUGUCAUGUGACAAUUUGUCCAGGAAAAAUUACACAUUUUUUUACACGACACCUUAGACAACGAAAAUGCAGUCCCAACAUUCAACGCCGCAGAUAGAAGCCGAUCGACAACUCCUCGCGUUCGAGGAGUACGAAGACUAUUUGGACUCCUUGGUUACACCAAUGGAUCGAUGCUACCUGAGGAGUACCCUCGUCUCCAGAACAAUAGCAGAAUUGGGUUACAGGAGUGCCGGCGAGACUUUGACACGUAAACAGUUCAAGAAACGAGUUCAGGCAGUCAUCAACUUCUUAACACCUCCAUAUAAGCCGUACGAGUUAGCCAGCGAAUUAGUCACCGAUAAUGAUCCGAUAUAUACUGAACUGGCGAUUAGAGAAAGAUCCAAUCGAGUCGGAAUCGUUUCUACAAUUAUAUUCUUGAGAGUUGUAACAGAUGCAGGAAAGGAGUUAUCUGGAUACAUAGAUUACAAUCACAGAUUGACGGUGGAGGACUGGAAGCCUUUCUUCAAGGGUCAACAGAAAAUACAGCCAAAACCUUCAGAUUUGGGAUUUUAUCAUUGGGGGAAACGAGUUUUGGUCAAUGAUUCUCUCAACUAUAAGGCUCUAAUGGACCCAAGCAAGGGGUUAAUAUUUCAGAAUCGGUUCGAUAGAAAAAUGAUCAUUGUUGAUCCAGACUCAGAUCCAGGUAGCAACACCAGAAAGAAGAGGAUUUUUUCAAGACACUACGAUCAUGUGGUACUUUUCGAUCACUUUGUCAGACAGAGAAUUUAGUAUGAUUUUUACCAUAUUAUAUGAUUUACACUUUUAAUUAAA
Molecule: messenger RNA, 815 nt
Organism: Aethina tumida (small hive beetle)
Lineage: Eukaryota; Metazoa; Arthropoda; Insecta; Coleoptera; Nitidulidae
Product: cilia- and flagella-associated protein 299-like
Exons: 4
Coding region: 72-773 (233 amino acids)
Source: RefSeq, a predicted model, not a curated record